Dromiciops gliroides (monito del monte) is the source of this 4369-nucleotide messenger RNA. It is a transcript of the gene SEZ6, whose product is annotated as seizure related 6 homolog. Gene Ontology annotation, cellular component: dendritic spine; dendritic shaft; neuronal cell body. The transcript has 17 exons. Gene Ontology annotation, biological process: regulation of dendrite development; synapse maturation. NCBI's taxonomy places the organism in Eukaryota, Metazoa, Chordata, Mammalia, Microbiotheria, Microbiotheriidae. The record is from RefSeq and is a predicted model, not a curated record. The coding region runs from base 197 to 3157 and encodes 986 amino acids.
CCCCAGCGCCGACGAUAGGCGCUGGCCCUGGUGCUGAUUCCGUCAGGCGCUGGAGGCAGCAGCAGCGGCGGCGGCAGCCCCGGCUCCUCUCUCCCAGCAAGCCAGACCUGGGAGUCUCUUCUCCACCCCGUUUUCUACAGAGCCUACUCCCCUCCCUGUCGCGGGCAAGGGGCAGCGGGCAGCCGAGGUCAGCAUCAUGCGCUCCCCUGGCAUCAUCCUCUUCCCCUCGUUCUUGGCGCUUCUGGCUCACGGAGUAUCCUUUGAGGUCCAGAACCCAGCCAGUGCAGAGACAGAUGGUGAGCUGACAGUGGCCCCCACACCUGAACAGCCUGAGGGAGGGGUCCACUUUGUCAGCACGGCCCCGACCCUGAAAUUGCUCAACCAUCACCCGCUGCUGGAAGAGUUUCUGCAGGAGACACAGGCUAAGGAGGAGGAGCCCAAGCCAGCCCCCUUCCAGCCCGAUGCACCAACGCUCUUCAUCCCCAGCCCUCUGGCUCAUCUGGCCCACCAAGAUGACCGCCCCAUCUUUACCAACCCCACCCCAGCCAUGGCUCCAGGGCCCACAUUCAGCCUCGGGAGGGAUGGGGUUCAGAGUCCAGAGCCUGCGUGGCCCACUCUACCCAUUACGAUGGCCCCCCCACCAGGGCCUGGAGUGGCCAUGCCAUCUUUGGCCCAGGCUGAAGUGCCCGUGACGGCACCUCCCAGAAGUGCGUGGAUGGUGACCCAUGAUGUGCCCAUGGACCUGGCCCAGCCAUGGGUCCCGGAGGUCAUGCCCCCUCAGGCCAGAGAGCCAGGGGUGGGGAUCCCUGCUGCCACUACCGCUUCAGGGGACGAUGAGGAGACAACCACCACCACCAUCAUCACAACAACCACUAUCACCACCGUGCAGCCUCCAGCUCCUUGUAGCUGGAAUUUCACAAAGCCUCAGGGCUCUCUGAACUCUCCGGAAGGACCCACUUCAUCCGAUGACAACAGCCUGGAUUGUUUCUACUAUAUCACCGUCUAUCCUGGCUAUGGUGUAGAGAUUAAGGUCCAGAACAUAAGCUUGCUGGAGGGUGAGACAGUGACGGUUGAAGGUAUGGGAGGUCCUGAGCCAUUGCCCCUGGCCAACCAAUCAUUCCUGCUGCCAGGCCAGGUCAUUCGAAGCCCCACCAACCAGGUAGCCAUGAGGUUCCAGAGUCUCCUGCCACCCUCAGGACCUGGGACCUUCCACUUCCGAUACCAAGCUUACCUCCUGAGCUGCAGCUUUCCCCAGCGCCCAGCCUACGGGGACGUGGCCGUCACCAGUCUUCACCCUGGUGGCAAAGCCCGCUUCCACUGCACAACUGGCUAUCAGCUGCACGGGGCCAGAGUCAUCACUUGUCUCAAUGCCACCCGGCCCUUCUGGGACUCCCGGGAGCCCACCUGUAUAGCUGCUUGUGGAGGGGUAAUCCGAAAUGCCACGACUGGCCGAAUCGUGUCCCCCGGCUACCCUGGGAACUACAGUAAUAACCUCACCUGUCACUGGCUGCUGGAGGCUCCGAUGGGACAACGCUUACAUCUCCACUUUGAGAAGGUUUCCUUGGCAGAGGAUGAUGACAGACUCAUCAUCCGAAAUGGAGACACAGUAGAGGCUCCCCCAGUGUAUGACUCCUACGAGGUUGAGUAUCUGCCCAUUGAGGGCUUGCUCAGUGCUGGCCGCCAUUUCUUCGUGGAACUCACCACAGACAGCAGCGGGGCAGCAGCAGGCGUGGCACUGCGUUAUGAGGCCUUUCAACAGGGCCACUGUUAUGAGCCCUUCGUGAAAUACGGCAACUUCAGCAGCAGCGCCGCCUCCUACCCCGUGGGCACCACCGUGGAGUUCAGCUGUGACCCAGGCUACACGCUGGAACAGGGAUCCAUCAUCAUUGAGUGUGUUGACCCCCACGACCCCCAGUGGAAUGAGACUGAGCCUGCCUGCCGAGCUGUGUGCAGCGGAGAGAUCACAGAUUCCGCUGGCGUGGUGCUCUCCCCCAACUGGCCCGAGCCCUAUGGCAAAGGACAGGACUGCAUCUGGGGUCUGCACGUGGAGGAGGAUAAACGCAUCAUGCUGGACAUCCGUGUGCUUCGGAUUGGCCAAGGGGAUGUGCUGACCUUCUACGACGGGGACGAUCUCACUGCCCGGGUACUAGGGCAGUACUCGAGCACCCACAGACACUUCAAGCUGUUCACCUCCAUGGCGGAUGUCACCAUCCAGUUCCAGUCAGACCCUGGGGCUUCUGCCGUGGGCUACCAGCAGGGUUUUGUCAUCCACUUCUUUGAGGUGCCCCGCAAUGACACAUGCCCAGAGCUGCCAGAGAUCUCCAACGGCUGGAAGAGUGCUUCCCAACCUGAGCUGGUCCAUGGCACUGUGGUCACCUUCCAGUGCUACCCUGGCUUUGAAGUAACUGGAGCCAACACCCUCAUGUGCCAGUGGGAUCUCACCUGGAGUGAAGACCUGCCCACCUGUCAGAGGGUGACUUCGUGCCACGACCCUGGGGAUGUGGAACACAGUCGCCGGCUCAUCUCCAGCCCCAAGUUUCCAGUGGGUGCCACCGUGCAGUAUAUAUGUGACAAGGGUUACGUGCUGACAGGCAGUGCCAUCCUCAGCUGCCACGACCGCCAGGCGGGCAGCCCCAAGUGGAGCGACCGGGCCCCCAAAUGCCUCUUGGAACAGUACAAGCCAUGCCAUGGUCCUGGGACGCCUGAGAAUGGUGCCCGCAGCCCUGAGAAGCGGCUGUACCCUCCAGGCGCCACUCUCCACUUCUCCUGUGCCCCUGGUUACGUGCUGCAGGGAGAGGCCAGCAUCAAAUGCAUGCCUGGACACCCUUCCCAGUGGAGCAACCACCCCCCCACCUGCAAGGCCGCCUCUCUGGAGGAGUUCUACAGUGGUCGAAGCCUGGAUGUUGCCAAGGCCCCCACUGCCACAAACUCUUUGGAUGCUACUCAUGUGGCAGUUGCCAUCUUCCUGCCUCUGGUGGCUAUGGCAUUGUUGAUGGGAGGCAUUUACCUCUACUUCUCUAGGGUCCAAGGAAAAAGUCCUCUGCAGCUGCCACUGGCUCAGCCCCGUUCCUAUGACCACAUCACCGUGGAAUCUGCUUUUGACAAUCCUACCUAUGAGACUGGCUCUCUUUCCUUUGCAGGAGACGAGGGAAUAUGAGGUCUCCAUUUAGGGAGAGGGGGCAAUCUGGGGGAGCCCGCUCUGCCUGGCAUUACCAACUGGUUGGCAGCUUCCCUGACACUACCUGCUGCCCCACCCACCUCCUGUACAUACCACCUGGAAAGAGACUCUACCCUAGCCCUUUCAGAGCUGCACCUUCCCCCAUCUGCACUCCCACCACAACCUGUCUGCCUGGGUACUUCUGCCUGCUCUGGGCUCAUCUCUAAGCCUAUAAGGGCAUUUGCCUCUGGGAGAGCCAGGCUCAGGCACUAUCUGGUCCCUGUAGGACAAGGAACAGCCUUCUCCUGCCUCUCUCCCCAUCGCCAGGUUUGGAUCUCCGGUACUGGGAAAUCAGAGCAUUUCCAUGCAGUCUCUGCUCUCAAACCAUGAGCAAAUGAGCUCCAGGCAGGCCGGGUGGGGGCUGAAACCUCUCCCUGUGCUAUUCACAGGCAAGGAGUGGGGACAGACCAGGAGCCCACACAGGUUUCACGGCCACAGUUAGCUCUCUCUUCUUAGGGGAUGCCUAUGCUCUGCAUCUCCCCGGAAUGACCUCCCCAUAGCUCUUGGGUGACUUCAAUAAGCUUCUCCCAUCCCCCUCUCCAAUCCCGGGAGCCAACAACUACCCCUCUCUCCCCAAAGCCAGAAGGGUAGAAAGGCAUAAAUCCCAGGGACUCUAAGGCUUUGGGGAUUCCCACCCACCCAGGGCUGGUUCUUCUGGGAAGUGAACUGCAAACCAAAGGGGACAACCUCUCCUUCCCUGGCCUGCCCUACCCUCUGAGGUAUCUGAGUGAGUGAGGGUAUAUGAAGAGAGUGUGAAGGGGAUGAGGAGAGGUGACACCCCUUCACCUGAUAUGCUGGUUCAUUAUAAACAUCCUUCUUUCCCAAACCAACCUCUCCUCCCGCCCCCGCCCCAGACUCCAGACAUUUACUUUCCUCUUCCACCCACCAAUAUUUUUUCUUUCUUUUGGGGGGGGGGAGUGGGAGGGGAAGAGGGUGGAUGGGGGCAAACAAAUCCAGGAGAGGGACAGUCCAAAAGCCCAGAAAACUGGCCCUGGGGGCAGAGGUUCAGCCUGCUCCAGUGGGGGAACCCAAGGAACUGGUUGCAAGCCACUUUGUACGUGUAAAGUGUCACAUAGGAUGUAGGGUCUGGGCUCCAGCCAGAGAACAAUCUUUCAUUUCUGUUGUUUCCUUAUUAAAAAGGUGUUUUCAACA